Molecule: messenger RNA, 1925 nt
Organism: Scomber scombrus (Atlantic mackerel)
Lineage: Eukaryota; Metazoa; Chordata; Actinopteri; Scombriformes; Scombridae
Gene: thumpd3
Product: THUMP domain containing 3
Exons: 10
Coding region: 192-1664 (490 amino acids)
Biological process (GO): tRNA methylation
Molecular function (GO): RNA binding; tRNA (guanine) methyltransferase activity
Source: RefSeq, a predicted model, not a curated record
GUCACCUCGUGUUUGGCAGAUUGGUCCGUAUCCAGUUAGCAAGUUUAGUGAAACCAACUAAACCUUCACAAGAUUGACUUCAGCUUCGACAUUUCAACCGGGCUUACAUGUGACCCACUGGCACCAGCUGUCACCCACAUAUUACUCAGUUGCACCUCUUGUGUCAAGUGAGAAGCAGGCAGCCCACAGACAUGUCUUCACAGGGAGAUGGAGCUGCAGAGCAGCAUCCUGAGACAAAACUGUCUGAUAAUUCCUCCACUGAGACUGAUGCCACUGGUGGAGCCAUCAUCACUGUCACCAUAGGGGCAACUGUGCCAACAGGGUUUGAACACACUGCUGCAGAGGAAGUCAAGGAGAAGAUUGGGGUCGAUGUGCGGAUCAGCAAAGAUCGUGGUCGUAUAUACUUUCCAAUAACUACUGACAAGCUUUUCCAGGUUCAUCUUCUGAGGUCUGUGGACAACCUGUUUGUUGUGGUUGAGGAAUAUGAUCAGUACCAGUUCAAAGACUCAAAGGAGGAGACUUUGGCGGAGCUGCAGGAGCUUGCCUCCAAACUCCCCUGGACUAAUGCCCUAGAGGUCUGGAAACUAAACGGCAGCCUUAAAAAGAGAAAAGCCCAUCGGAGAGGAAAUGGUAACAAAGUAAAACCUAACAGUGAGACCACAGACGCAACCGUGGCUGACACUGAGCAGCAAGAGCUACCUGAGGCUGCUGAAGACCAAACUAAGCCAGAGACCACACCUGACAUUGAAGGCAGCAAGCAGGAGUCAGAGGAUGCAGCACCCAAAGCCAAAGUACUCAAGUUUCGUGUGACGUGCAACAGGGCCGGUGACAAACACAGCUUUUCCUCUAAUGAGGCAGCCAGAGACUUUGGUGGGGCCGUACAAGAAUUCUUUCAGUGGAAAGCAGACAUGACAAAGUUCGACAUUGAGGUUUUACUAAACAUACACAAUCAGGAGGUGGUGAUUGGCAUCGCACUCACUGAGGAGAGUCUCCACAAGAGAAAUAUCAGUCACUUUGGACCCACCACUCUUCGGCCUACCCUGUGCUAUGGCAUGCUCAGGCUGUGUAAACCUCAAGCAUCAGAUAUAAUACUGGAUCCAAUGUGUGGAACUGGAACGAUACCAUUGGAGGGCGCCAUCGAAUUUCCCAGUUCAUUCUACAUUGCCGGUGACAACAAUGAUAUGGCAGUUAAUCGAGUAGUCAAUAAUACACGUCACAUCCAGAAAAGGAGGGCGGAAAUGGGCAGUGUAUCUGGAUUGCCCAUUGACACGGUGCGGUGGGAUCUGUGCAAUUUACCCAUAAAGACUAGCUCUGUUGACAUUAUCAUCACUGACAUGCCCUUUGGAAAGAGAAUGGGCUCCAGGAAGAAGAAUUGGGACCUCUACCCCUCCUGUCUGAGAGAAAUGGCCCGUGUGUGCAGACCAGGCUCAGGAAAGGCUGUUCUGUUGACACAGGACAAGAAAUGCUUUGCCAAGGCUAUCUCAAGGAUGGGCGGACUGUGGAGGAAGUUACACACUGUUUGGGUCAAUGUCGGGGGUUUACAUGCUGGAGUCUACCUCCUCAAGCGGACCGGAGCUGUGUUUGGCCAAACUCCUGAAGAUGUCUAUGAAUCACGAGGAAUAGUUAACACACAUGAGAAGGGGGAUGACAAGGAGCUCCCUUAAUUCACAUCCAGUGUUUAAGUUCUAACAUGAUUAACAUUAUUUAUAUUAUCUUUGCUGAUUUAACCUUUUUUUUUAAAUUCAGGUUCUCUGGUCAAGUAUGCCAAGCAGUUUUAAUGUAUUUUUUUUUGUAUUUCUCAUUUGGUUGAGAAGCUAACUGGAGAAAGAAAUGCUAUUUUCACAUUCAGCAGCGGUUUAAUGGUUAUUUUCUCCACCCACUGUUUCCUCUUUGCAGAAACUGCACAUUACCAUUUGUUGUUAUUA